AUGGCAAUACACUCCAUAAGCAACAAGCGCCGAUCCUUCUGUAGAAGCUCAGCUCCCCGAGAGGGCCCUGGCAGACACACUCCUAGUCCCCGCGGGGCAGACGCGACCUGCUUUGCGCCCCGCCCGCAGCUCUGUUCAACGAGCACGCUUCGACUCCGCCCUUACUGCCCCGGCCCCGCCCCCGGCUCCUCCGCCUCCCAGCCCGCUCCCGCCCCCCGCGCGCGCCGCCGAGGGGGGAGGGACAGGAACCGCCUUCGCGGCUGCCCGUCCGCCCCGCGCAUGCGCCCGCCGCAACUGGGCGGCCUCCGCUCGCACCUCGGCCGCUGGGGGCGCUGCUGCCCGCCCGCGCGCGCGCUUGGCGCCGUCGUCCCGGCGCGGGGGCGGGGCUGGUUGUCGUUGGGGCCCACGCCCGAGACCGUGAUGGCGGCGGCAGCAACCGCAGGUGGUGGAGAGCGGAGCAGCACUCGGGACCGGCUCCUGGCGGCGCUGGAGGAUCUUGAGCUCUUGGCCAGGGAACUCAUUGAAAUUUUGGCAAUUUCAAGAAACCAGAAGAUUCCACAACCAGGAGAGGAGAGCCAGAUCCUGGAACUGCUGAUUCAGAGAGAUGGGGAAUUUCAGGAGCUGAUGAAGCUGGCAGUUGAUCAGGGGAAAAUCCAUCAUGAAAUGCAGCUGCUAGAAAAGGUGGUCGAAAAGCGAGAUAAUGAUAUUCAGCAGCUGCAGAAGCAGCUGAAAGAAGCAGAGCACAUUCUGGCAACAGCUGUUUAUCAAGCAAAGGAAAAGCUGAAAUCAAUUGAAAAGGCAAGAAAAGGUGCCAUUUCCUCUGAAGAAAUAAUCAAAUAUGCCCAUAGGAUCAGUGCCAGCAAUGCUGUGUGUGCCCCUCUGACAUGGGUACCAGGGGAUCCACGUAGGCCAUAUCCUACAGAUCUGGAAAUGAGGAGUGGUCUCUUGGGUCAGAUGAAUAACCCAUCCACCAAUGGAGUUAAUGGGCAUUUACCAGGGGAUGCACUUGCAGCAGGCAGACUCCCAGAUGUGCUUGCUCCUCAGUAUCCUUGGCAGUCAAGUGAUAUGUCAAUGAACAUGCUACCUCCUAAUCACAGUAAUGACUUCAUGCUGGAACCUCCAGGACACAACAAAGAGAAUGAGGAUGAUGUAGAAGUUAUGUCAACAGACUCCUCAAGCAGCAGCAGUGACUCAGACUAGGUACAAGAGGGGACAGCAUCCCUGGUAGACCUUUCCUGUGGUGAAGGUAGGUUGGAUGCUGUUCAUCACAAACUGCAAGGCCCUUUUGUUAGGCUGGCAGCCCUGAGCAGGGAGAAGGUGACUGCUGGCUCAGAAAGAGGGUGACAUUUAAAACAGAGGACUUCAGAAUUACCUUUUUUCCCCCCUUUUUUGCCCUUAAGCUGUUCAAGUGAAAUGACUGGGAGCUUUCUGCUGGAGGACAGAUGUCACUUUCCAGUGAUGAUGUAACU
Molecule: messenger RNA, 1469 nt
Organism: Dryobates pubescens (Downy woodpecker)
Lineage: Eukaryota; Metazoa; Chordata; Aves; Piciformes; Picidae
Gene: MED4
Product: mediator complex subunit 4
Exons: 7
Coding region: 1-1200 (399 amino acids)
Biological process (GO): regulation of transcription by RNA polymerase II
Cellular component (GO): mediator complex; core mediator complex
Molecular function (GO): transcription coregulator activity
Source: RefSeq, a predicted model, not a curated record